Messenger RNA from Drosophila serrata, 4053 nucleotides. RefSeq names its product Protostome-specific GEF (gene PsGEF). Gene Ontology annotation, molecular function: protein binding; guanyl-nucleotide exchange factor activity. Gene Ontology annotation, cellular component: plasma membrane; nucleus. The record is from RefSeq and is a predicted model, not a curated record. Lineage: Eukaryota; Metazoa; Arthropoda; Insecta; Diptera; Drosophilidae.
UAUCGCAUCCGUAAAACGUAUCCGAUCCAACAUAGACGUCGCCUUGAGCCCCUGUUCGAGGAAGAGACGGAGAGCGACGAAGAGAAGACGCAGCAGGAUAGCGACGACGUCAAAAAGGGGGAAGCAACGACCAAUGGCCACUACCUAGAGGAUUCGGCUGGAAGUUCAGACGACAGCGAGGCAGCUGCAGUCCCCCAACCACAGUCACUAGUUCCAACAGCGGUGGUGCCGGAUCGGGAGGAGGAUCCAUCGGAGUUGGAGCUGGAGCAGCAGCAGGAGGAGCAGGAAUCGGACUCGGACUUGAGACAGGUUGUGAAAGCGGAGAAGGAAAAGCAGGAGGAGAAGAUGGUGGAGCACCGGCAUACGAAUGUAAUGAUGGGGCCACGGCCAUUGGUAACCACACGAUUGCUACCCACCACGGCCAUCGUAUCGGAAGUGGGGCCAUUGGUGGCCUCAUCCUGCGAGUAUCUGCUCGAUCAGCGCCCCUCGAGCGGAUCGAGCGGGUCACCAGGACGAGAUCGAGUCGCCGGCAGCAAUACGAGCAGCACGAUGCCAUUGCCACCUACUCGGGUGAUGCCAGUAGCGAUGACUAUCAAUACAGGGACAGGGAUCGAGAUGGGGAUGACAUCGAGGACAACGACGACGACGACAGCGAUGACAACGACGACUAUGGUGACGACGACGAUGACGACGACGUCGAUGACGAUGGCGAAUCGAGCUCCCUCAUCGAUUAUUACAACAAUCAGCAGCGGGAACGUCACUACCAACUCCGGAGGCAGAGCCAGCGGCAAGCCGCCGAGAUUUGUUCCACCGCCGCCGCCACCACGUCGCUUGCUGCUCACCCAGACCGAUCUAAGCGCUGCUCCGGUCAAAACGGAGCCACCUCAAAGAAAAUCUGGCGCUACUGCUGACAGUGGCUCCUCGGCGGCUGUCGGCGUCGCCGCCAGCGCUUUGGGCCCAAUCGGUAUCGAGUCAAGGAUAAUGCCAGCAUCGGCACCGAAUACCAUCAACUCCAAGCGAGUACCGUCCUCAACGAUAAUCGAGACCUGCCUGCUGGGGGCACCCAGGCCCGCCUCAGUCACUUCAUUAGCAACAGUCUCGAAGAUGGCAAAACCGAUUCCCACAGUCGAAUCCCAGCGGGAGAGGAAGUCUCGGGAGGAAGAGGUGCCGGUGGAGCAGGUGGAGCAGGAGGAGCAGAGCCAGAACCCAGUUGCAGCGGAGCAAGACGCAACCGGUCCACAUUCGGUGGCCGGUGUCCAAACGCCCCACGCUGGCUGCGGCCUAAGUCCAAGGCUGGAAAUGCGACUGGCCCUCAAUCACGACAUCCUAGGGGACGAGGACUUGAUUUGCUACGAGCCUGGUCCCGAUCUAACAACUAUUCUGGGGCACGACCUCUCCACAUUUCAUCGUCUGACGGGUCGCGAUUUAUUGAGUCGUUCAGCCACGAACCGAGUGCAGCCAAAAGAGGCUGUCAUAUCGUACUCUCAACAUCGCAACUCAAAGAUGGACACACCGACGGUGAACCGACGACCCCGACCCCUUUCAGCGGGCGCGGCCUUGAGUCACAGUCACAGUCGCAGCAGUCACAGCAAUACCAACAGCAGCAGUCACGGCAGUCCACUCGCCGCUGGUGGAUCAAUCCGUGCCGGAGAAGAUCUGGCACAACAACGGCAUCCGCAUCAGCCGGGACAUCCGGCGGGUUGGAGCGUUGGUGGAUCUGCGGCUCGAGCCGGAGGCAACGGGAACGGAAGCGGAGGCGACGUGAGCAUCGGCUCCAAAUCCAACAGAGACGGGAGCAAAUUAGGAGAUCUGGAAAUCUUAGCGAGACGCGAGAAGAUAUACUCCAUGUCUCAAUCGAGGAGUGGCUGUCGAGUCAGGGAGACAUCCACAAUGUCCACGACUCUGGUGGCGAUGGCUUCGGAGAUGCGUACGGAGAUGGAGGCGAUGGCGACACCGAUGGCGGAUUCAACGAGACGCGACUCUUCCUGGCCGACCCGAGCAGCUGCAGCAGCCUCUCUGACGAGGACGAGGAGUACUACUUCGAUGGACGGAGCGGGAGCCAUCACUACAACCACAACAAUGACUGAGGCAUUCCUUGAGACCGAUAUAGGCAGAUCCAAGCGAUUAAUAAACUUCAUUAAGCGUCGCAACUCUGAGAUAACCGCCAGUAGCACCACCAGCAGCAGCACUCCCAACUUCUCCGACGGCACCGUCCAGCUCGUCGAUCAGCAGCCUCAACCGAGCCACAGCCAGAGUAGCCUAAUGCUCCAGAAGCUGCCGUCCUCGUCGGGCCAGGACUCGGCGGCAGAGAUGGCCCAGAUGUCGCCACGAAAGGAUAACGACAAGCCAUCAUUGAACCGCCGCCUGUGGAAGCAGAUCACCAAACGCCGACGCACCAAUUCCGUGUCCCAGAUAGUCGCAGGCUAGGGGAAUCCCCGGAAGAAGCACUCACUCAAGCAACACCCACUUCCCUCCUCCCUGGAAGCACAUUCGUCCAACCCUCACACACUUAACAUAAUGUGUUCUAGAAGGGGUUGAAUUUUAAUUAAGAAAAGUAAAGCCCUCAAACAGAUUUGGAUCAGUGAUGAUGGGCCAUGAACGAUAAGGAUAACGAGUAACGGGAUAUUUGCACAGGGACAGGCAAAUCGAUAGAGACAUCUAUCUAUCGAUGGUGCAUAUCGAAGAAGGAAUCGGAAGACAACACUUAGUAGUAUAUUAAGGUUUUUUGAUACGACUUUGUAGCUAGCGAAUCCCCCGGAUCGCAACGAUCACGGGCAGCUCUAGGCGUCCAAAUUGCGUCCAAACAACAACAACAAGAAAACGAUAGAUCGACAAAUCGAUGUGAAUCGAUAAAGAUAUCGAAUCGAUACUCCUGCCAAGGAAGCAAAGAAACGAGCCAGUCCCAGCCAAAUAUGAAACAGACAACGAAUGGCAAUUACUUAAUUGGCAGAGAGAGAAAGAGGAGGCAUCCACACACACAACACACACUUGACACAACAACAAGUAAAACCAAGCACUCGGAAUCCAAAUCCAGCCAAAAUAAUGACUUAGGACUUAGGGGGCGUUCCGUACACACUGACUACAUAUAUUUUUUAAAAAACGAGACAAAGUCCGGCAUUCGUUAUUACAUGUAUGUCUUGUAGCUUUUAGCCAUUUCGGGUUUUUGUUGCGCGGGAUUAACAGUGUGAAAUUGCCUUACGUAUUCAAUGAACUAUUGUAUGGGUAGCUUAACGUAGUUGUCUUUAUACAUAACAUUUACUACUACAACAUUUACACUAACAUUUACAUUUACAUUAACAUUAACAUUAACAAUUAAAAUUAACGGCCACAGCCUCAGAGCAGUUAGUAGUAGAGUCAAAGUUAGAGCUAGAGUCAAAGUUGGAGUCAGAGUCUGUUGUCGGUAGUCGUAUAACAAUUUUAAGUAUUUAAAUUCCACGUUUUUUCUCAACUAUUUACAAGCGAAACUUUUUGCAUCAGUUAGAUCUUAUAUAUACAUCAAAUAUAUAUACAUAUUUAUAUAUAUGUGUAUAUAUAUAGGAAAUCUUGGUAGUUCAUUUCACAUUGAAAUUGUAAUUGAAAUUGAAAUCGAGAAAACACAAGCAACACACAAAAAUUUGUUUGUUUUGAAGCUAAUAAAAAAUUAUACGAAUUAAUAACAAACGAUCAAGUACAUUUAUCAGCUUUAAUAGAAAAUCUAAUAUAUGUAUAUAUAUAUAUAUAAAAAUAUAUAUACAUGGAUCUAAAUAGUUCUAGUUGUAGUUAUAUAAUUGACAUAUACGAAUUACUUUUGAAUAGUGAUCGCCGAUCGGGGUUAUUAGGCAUUUAACACUCACAUUCACACACUCACGAGCCAAUCGUUGCGUCUCUAGGCACCGUUUACAACCACGUGAGAGAGAUUGAUACCCUGUAAACUCCCAGAGUCCAUUAAUUUGCUCUCUCUUAAUAUUUUUUUGUCUUGGGGUAUUUUUAGCAGAGUAGUACGAGUACGUAUGAAUUUUCCUCUUGAAAUUCAAUAAGAAAUUCAAUUAUAUAAAGAAGAAAUUCCACAGAAAA